Messenger RNA from Porites lobata, 13962 nucleotides. The record is from the annotation of a GenBank genome assembly. NCBI's taxonomy places the organism in Eukaryota, Metazoa, Cnidaria, Anthozoa, Scleractinia, Poritidae.
AUGACUGAGCAAUGUGAAGAGAUUAUAGAGAUGGAAAGUAUCAAUGGUGAUAAUUCGAGUAGAAAUAAAGAAGAAAGGAAAGGUUAGUACUGGUGGAAUGUUGAACUUAUUAAAAGGAGUAAGUGUUGCAUGGACUACCCUAUUUGAGCAUUAUAUCAAUGUACGUGGCGCGAGAUGGGGUUUGGUUUAAGCGAGAUGGGGUUUAGGUUCAGCUCUUUAACAAAUUGUCCUUUUUUGGCAUUGUGAUCCCUACAUUGGCCGUGCCUAAGGCGCGACUCUACAUGACUCUAAAGUAACCUUGCUAACAUACUAACUGUGUUUACUAUAGAAUUCAAUGCCAUAUGAAGGUCCAUUGUGAAUUAAGAAAAGGCGAAACUGUCAACACUUUUUGGGCCGGUCAUUCAAACGGAGUUUUAGCUAGUGUUUAACAAAACCGCGUUCUAAUCCAUUUUCAAUUUGCCCAACGCUUUUAUCUAAAUUAAACACAACUUAUCGAGAAGUGGAGCCUCCUCUGCUAUAGAAAAUGAAAACCUAUCGAAGCGAGAAAAUUUGGUUUUGACGUCACCGUACACCCGAACGAAGUUUGAUGCUUUUGUUUACGCGUUCUAUCCCUGCCGAAAAAAGUAUACGUAUCUGUUAGAUAUAAAAGAGUUUUCCUUUCUACUAACUACAGACUAGUCGGCUUUCUGAGCCCGAGUUAGCCAUUUUGAAAAAAAAAAAUUUGUUGCAACGUUUACUUAAUAAUUUGUAGUGGAAUAAGUCUAUCGCACGUUUCUCAGUGAAUUCACUGCAUUAUGCACAAAACCUGAACAUGUGAGUUAUUUGCUGUCCUAGGUCUGUACCCAAAGAAAACAAAGAGUACCUUAUGAUAAAAUGUUCUAUCAGAUAUUGUGAGGUAUAAAUGUAUAGGCUACACCAACGGCCCGAUAAGAAAACACAUAAGAUCAGAAGCUUAUGGAAACACAGACGUCGGCCUGAUUUUUCUUUUAGGUCUUCCCUUAAGACAGACAUACUGCCCUAGAAAUCGUAAAAUGUAAAUUGCUGCUACUUAAAGAGACAUAAAGGGGUGUGGCGGGGGUUCGAUGAUGUAGUUUCGAAGAAUUCUACUACUGAAAUCGAACUUUAUGCAUUGUGAAAAUAUGCGACUUUUAGCUCUUUUGGAGAGGUUUUUUUUUUUCCUUUUAGGUGUGUUUUCAAUUCAGGAUACUUUUUAUUAAUGACCCAACCGCUCCCUGAAAAGGAGGUAAACUGAUAUCGAAGGCUCCUAGAGUUAAGUAGGGAUUUCUUUUUAGUGCCUUAGAGUUUAUUAGUUUAAAGUUAACUGCUUUUGAUAUAAGUACAUGAGUGGAGGCUUCGCUUUAAACCCUGGCUAAAUCUAGAUACUUUAUACUUGCUCAAUGUUCGCGAACAGCCAGUUCAAUAGCGGCAUCUACACCUGUAAGAUCAACAGUUCCGGAAACCUAAGGGAUAGGCAUUAGACGAUUUUCCUUGGCUGCCUCUUGAUUUUCUUUUCAAAAUUUGUCUGGGUAGCACGCUCCAAGCGAGAGCACACCGGGAUAAGGAUUUAAGAGAAAAGAUGGGCUGUAAUCAUUUUAAGAAAAAAAAAGGAUCUUUAUAAUACGGAGCUGUUAAAAUCUACCAUGGUGUCCAUACGAAAAAAAGCCGUUUCAUUGUCAUUGUAGAAUGCCAAGAAGCCAAGUAUUACGGUUAUCCGAAUGUUGUACCUUUUAAAGUCCUUUGUUAUUAACUUCUUCUCUUAAGAUGCUUUUUACUCGUUACUUAUUUCAUUUUUCUUUGGAAUACUCAUGAAAGGGUCCGGGAGGGAAGGGACUGCGUAUAUAGAGAAGCGAGUCAUGAUCGGAUGAGAUGGACGAAUGUCACACUGAAUUUUUCUCCCACGCACAAUCUUGGUUGAAUAAAAUUGCUUACCCCUAAACUUUUUGUCACUAGAUUUUGAAUGCAAACUGAGGAGGAUUUUAAGGAAAGGCGAUAUUGAUGAUAUCACUAACGAGUUAUCACAGCGGGCUCUUACAAAAUGCGACACCAAUGCGUUACUUAUGGCAAUGGAGGUGGGUCAUGAAAAAACAAAAAUAUUCGUUUAUUUGUUGUUUGUUCUAGUAAAUUCUUCCCUCCUGAUCCACUUUAUGUGUUGUAGUUGCUUUUUUAUGAUUAAUAAUUCUAGUGAGGAUAUGGUAUGAAAGCUUACUACUUGUCCUUCAGUGUUCCACGGCCGUGACAUGGCGAUUAUUGCAUCUCUCUCAUUAACUUUAGAAUUUUCACAUUGCCAUCUUUCUUCAUUUAUCACCGAACGGUACACUUCAGGGGCACCCAACGACGGUUUCCUCCAAAAUACGAUGAAAAAACUUUUCAGGCCAUCCACAGUACUUUUAGAUCUCUGUAAAUGCAUUCAAAUACAAACUAGAAACCUUCUAAACCAACGGCCUUUUCUCCCUCCCCCUUAUUGCCACAGGUAAAUUUUGAGCUCCAACGGUUAGCAGAACGAAAGGGACAAGACGAAGAUAACUUUACCAAGUUGGCAAACUCAGUGGACGAGUUCACCAACUGCUUGCUUGAACCUUUGAAGAUCGACAAAGAGGCUCGUUAUAUCUUCGGGGAGACUCUGGAUUGUAUUGUAGAAGCUGGCAUCAAACGGAAGCAAAAGAAGGUGUACUGAUUUCUAGUGCUAUAACCAUGUACAGUUGAGCUAAGUAGAUAUGGUAGCUUUUAUCACGAGAUUUCUCAGGGUGAACAAUGAUUUUUUGAGUUCGUUCAAUGCUAAUGGUUUUACUUUUGAUUUCUCGUUAUAUGCGAUGUAUCUGGAUCAAACCAGCUUUGAGUUGUUGAUGUUGCUACUGGGUUGAGUUAUGAUGAGACAUCUUUUCACUUGCAUGGAAAUGAUCGAAGUAAACCCUUGGAAAAUAAAUCAGAUUGGAUAACAAAAAAUAGAUCGAUUGCAUUUUCAAAUAUUAACGAUUUUUUUUUUGUUAUGUGCAAACUUUUAUUGCAGUUUUUCGCUCAUCCAGUUGUGCAGAACUUAAUGAAGAAAAAAUGGUUCGGAACAUUCGGUAAAAUGAAGAGAUCUUCCUGGCUGGAGGUCGGAUGGUGGACAUGGAUAUUUCUCAACAUUUGGUGUUUAUUUGACAUCAUUUUGUUUCCAUUCUUGUUCACUUUGCUUUAUAUAAAGCAUCACAUUAACAGAGUUGUACAUCGAAGUAAAGGCAAGUAAUUAAGUUGGCAUAGUAUUUGAUUAGUUCUGUACAAACGAUUUGAAACGAAUUUGAUUUGUAGAUCAGGUCCAUAAUGCAGAAACAAGGUUACUCUGCUGAAACUUUUCCCGAAAUUUAGAUAACUUCAAAAUGAAGACAUCAUCAGGUCACCUGACUACGCUGGUCACGUGACAACAGAUAAAGCAACGCUUGCGCGACCUCGAUACCCCGGUGCCGGUUGAGAGCCAGGUACCUGCGGUAUUUCACUUUGUUUCUUUAGAGUUAAUCUAUUUUUUGCAAUUUAAGAAGAAUAUAAUGAAGGCGACUAUGAAAGGGGAAAACAAAUAUAACUGAAAUAAUGCAAUUUUCUUUUUCUCGGCAACUUUCCUUCAUUGAUGUUAUAUUUUCGGAGUCAGAGUAAUUAUCUUAGAGACACAUUUGCUCAGCAGUGUUAAUUUAGCACGAGUAGCGGAUCCAGGGAAGAGCCCAGGAGGGGGGGGGGGGGGGGGGGGGGAAUCGCACCCUUCUUAAACGGUAAUCAUCAGACCAAGACAGACUCGUUACCACCACAGGAUCGCAUGACGACGUGCCUACGUAAAUGUUUCUUAUUUAGUUUUUAAUUGCAAUACUUAUCGGAAAAUAAUGAUUAUUUACAGAGAUAGAUCUUGCCUUUGUUAUAAACGCAACUUCUGAUGCCGCAGACGAUGCCUUCGACCUGAUGAAAUCCACCAUAGAUUACUUGCUGCACAAGUACAAAAACUACCAGGUGAAGUUUCAGAUAUUCAUACACGGAGAUGAAGAUACAUCUCCGACAGAGAUUUGUUUACCAGAAGGCGUGGGACAUUUAACAAGGAAUACCGAGGUGAAAAUUCCUGCCCUUCAUGAUGAUCUGAGGAUAGUGGAACAAGCCUUCAAACAGAGUGAGGGAUCAAACUCAGAAAAGGUAGCUGCUAGUUAGUGUACAAAGGCAUGCUUUCUUAUUGAUUAGAUUUAUUGUUCAAACUAACAGUUUAGCUUUCAAGCCAAUCGAAUUGCGUAUUAGUCAGAUUUUUCAUGUCCUUUUCUGUUUCCUUUCAACCACGUGACAAGGCGGCCAUGUUGGGGAUCAGAACAAUAGAAUUUUUCUCGAAGAAUUUACAUGAAAAUAGAGUUUAGUUCCCAGAGGAGAGAAACGCUUUUGCUCUCGACCACCAAAAUGGCCGCCGUGACGUCACGUGCAAAACAGCAAUUAUAACAGGGAGUUUAAGCAACAACGACGGCGACGGCAACGAGAACGUCACUUAAAAAGUGAAUUCGCCCCGCUUCAAACUUUAUCACGCUUUUGAUUCCAUCUUUUUACCGAUAUGGUGACCAUAUUGAAUUAAUUGGAUUACAGAAGUAUUAUGAGAUGACCAGGGGGUAUGAGAACGAUCCGAUAUACUCGCUCAGUAUUUACGUGGGCUUUGCGGGCCAAUUUUUCUGUAAGUCGUCCUAGAAAAAGAUUGAAUUGGGAAAAAAGAUCGUUGUGCCGUGUUUCGAUGUAAUAAUAAUCACCUUUUUCCCGAGAAAUUUACAUUGAAGUUCUCUUUUCGCCUGAAAAGCGCGCGUGAAUCAGAAUAAGCAAGUGCCCCCUGGGCAUCCCAUAAUACUCCUUAAAUCUAAUAAAUUCAAUAUGGACGCUGUAUCGGUAAAAAAAGGUCUAUUCUUCAAAUGUUGGCAAAUUUUUCUGGAGUUGAAUUCUAGAAAACUGUAUCGAAGUUCAGGAAAAGGAAAAGAAAAGCGUUGUAUUGGGUACACGUAAUCCUCAAAACGUGAAAUUAGGCAUUUUCACGUCGUAGUCCUGCAGUGACGACAAAGAAAUGUACAAGGGCGUGAUGCACGUGCAAAGUUGCUGUUUUGCCGUUCCCGUUGCUGUCGCUGUCCUCUUGUUUAAACUCUCUAAAAAUAUGUAUACAUCAGUGAUGCAAGUUAUUAGGCUGGCAAUGACCACUCUAAACAUUCUUUUGCUCGGUCGUCUCCAUCAAAAACACGUGUGACAAAUGCAACAAUCAACCGGAUCAAACCCAUAAGGCGGUGUUACCGUUUCGAUAAAGCACGUCUCUAUUUCAUUUGCCAGCAUGAGACCGGCUUUUAAUUUUAGUAGCCCCCCUUUAAUAAAACAUGCGUUUUUCGAAUGGCUGAAUUUCAAUGUGAAUAAAUGUAAAAAAGACCCGGGCGCCAAAACUAGGAAUUCCACACAGUAGGAGGGAAAUAGAGUACUACUGCAAGUUACGGCUUCAGUUACGUGCUGACUUAAAAGGCUUUGUGUUUUCGCGUUGACGCUGAAAUGGUUUAGUGACUCUCAUUAGUUUGGGGGUGGCUGUCAGAACUGGAAUGAGUCAGCAGUGAUUUAGUUCCAAAUAAAUUCAUUGCCACGCUACACAGCCUUGACUUAAAUCUUAGAGUUCACCAGCAUGGCAUAGCCAUUAGGCCCCUGCCCGACCGAAAGGCCUUGCUCGGGAGUCGUUUUCUGCCGAGGCGAGUGCAAAGCUCCCCUUUAGGGUCAGCUAAUUAACAAGGUUGUUCAAGAUGUAGGCUGUCUAUUCUUUUGAACUUCUCGUUUAUCUAUCUAGGACGUGUAAUACUACCCAGAUGCUAACGGAAGCCCAAUGAACACCUCUGGGCGUCUUCUUAAUGUAAAACUACAAGCAGCCAUCUUUUUUCUUAGUCCGACGAGCUAAACCCGAGCGAAAAGAAAAUAGUCACGCGUGUGACUGAUGGCUCGCUCGCUCCUUGCCUCUCACAGCUUCCCCACUCGCGUGUUAGGCGAGUCCCUCCGCUAAGUUUUAAGACUGAAGUAAGGGACUUCUCGUAGUCAUAGCAGCUUAGCUUUCUACAAUGUUGUCACUCAAAAGAAGUUCUUCAUUAACAAAUUGAAAUUGUUCACUUAAGUUCGUUAUAUAUAGUGUAUAUAUAACCCGUGCUGAGUCUCCCAGUUCGUCUGAGCAGCAGUUUAACGUUUAAAUACCGCUGAAUUACUAAAUUGUUGUUUGCAACAUUGUUUUUAGGUCUUGGUGUUGUUUACUGAUCACAAAGUUUGUUUAAAACAAAACAAGGAGCUCGUUGAGAAAGAAAUCAAGAAAAUCAAAGAGAUGGGAAUAAUGAUUUUAUCAGUGGGAAUUGGUUCUCACAUAGACAUCCGCGAAUUAAAAAAAAUCAACAGCGACGAACGCAAAGUCAUGCGCUUUGGAGAAUAUACAAAUAAGGAAAUCGUGGGGGAGAGUAUCUCACGCGGUAUGUUGUUAUUUGGCAUAAUAAAACUUGGAGGUCAGAGACCCAAGGAGUAAGCCUAAAGUCGAUAGAUAUUAAGUCGUGAAAGCCGAGUAACGUAAAUUCUUCAGUAUUAAGUUUGCCAGUAUUUCUGUUGGAAGGAUAGUAAAAACACGUCAUUUGACAAUCGUCUGGCCUAAAAGCAUAGACAAAAUUUAUCGAAAGAUCAAAUGUAUGAAAUUGGUGCCGAUAAACUGGUAGCUUUGUUAAAACUCAAGACCGAUAAUUCCACGCGAAUCGUGGAGCGAUUUUAUUGUUGAAAUUCACACUUCGCGUGGAACGUGCGUGGAUGGCACGGCGAAGUAGAAACAUGAGUUGGCUUUACAUAUGUAUAUCUGGUUGGUAAAAGUAAUGACGUCAUCGCUUGUGACGUUGAGUUCCAUUAAGUUUUCCAAGCAACACGACUUCCACUGGGUUAGCCUGCGAAAACAUCCGUUUCUCCUCGCUCUUCGCCGCUGGGGACGUUUUGCGUGGAGGAACGUCUGCGACUCAGGGGCAGAAAUUCCAUACUGAUGACGUUAAUAAAUGUUUACAUAAUAAUAAAUCCGGUGGUCAUGAGGUUCCAAAUAUAUUUUUGUCCAAUGUUACGUGUCUUCUGUACGAUUUUGAGAAAGUGUUGUGUUCAUGUGCCUACGAGCUCCGGCAAAAACUCAAAUGCUUCUUCUAGAGAACACUAUAUUCUACAAAUAUUGACUGUUUUGUUAGAGAUUCUUCGCGUUUACAUUUGGCCUUUGUGGCCUUUUGUCUUUUGUCUGUCAUUCGUAAACAAUAACUAAAACAAUGUAACUACUCCGUCGACCAAUCAGCGCUUCUGACCGGAUUCCGGACAGAUUUUACGUCAUCAGUAUGGAAUUUCUGUCUCUGAGUCGCAGACUUUUCUCCCCGCGAAAUGUCCCCAGUGGCGAAGAGCGAGGAGAAACGGAUGUUUUCACAGGCUACCACUGAGUGCUCUAUCAUGUUUUUCAUCCCCUGUGAAAAAAUGAUUACAUACCUCAAGCCGAGUUCUCGGUCCGUACUGUAAAUUACGGACCGAGUUUUUUUCCAUCGAUUUAUGGCCCAAGCGCGAAGCGAGGUGUUACGAAUAACGUACUUCUAGUUUAAAAGAAAACACUCGAGGGUUGAGGUCACAACUGAAAUGAUUGGCGCCAAAUAUCAUUAAAGUCACAAAUGAAUGUAUAAGCGGCACGUCACAGAAAUAAUAAUAGGAGCCUUUACGUAGCGAGUAAUUGGUCACAAAUGUAACAAUAGUCGCCAAUAUCACAUCAGGAGUGGGUCAUUAUUAUUGUUAAUUUUGCUGACAUUAUCAUGCGUCCUCGCGCAAGAAAAUAGCUGUCAGUUAAGUUUAACAAAUUAUGAAAGCGGUAACGGGCGGAAGGGGUCCUACACACGUUUCAUGUGCACCUUGCCUACUUAGGAAUCAAUUUUUGGAAGUGGUAUUGCGUUUGGAAAAAUGCCCCUUCAUUGAAAUAGCACCUAUAAUCUUAAUUAUAAUUACAAUGUAUUUUUUACCCUAUUCCGGGUCUUUCCGUAUUGCGAUUUUAAAGCUGGACGUAAUUUAACACGUUCUUACGCACUGAACCCUUCCGCCUUCGACCUACUCCUUAUUACAUUCGUGACUUUAACUCCAGUUAUACAUUUGUGACUUCAACACUCAAGUCAAGAAAAUUUCUCUCAGGGAAAUAAAACGCCGCUUUAUUUUUGCUAAGGUACUAUUCAGUAACCACAUUCAACAUCUUGCCAUUCACUAAUUUUAAAAGUAGCUCAAGGAAUUCUUUUCCCCGGCUUCCACACACGUUUUCGGAACACGGAAUCUUCCAAAGCUUCCAAUUGAAAAAAAAAAAGUUCGCUUUUUUUGACACGGUAGAGAUUUUGACAGAUAAGUUAAUUAAAAAACUGUAUCAUAAAGGGAAAGUGAAGUUUAUCCCCAUACUUCUCUUAUUGAAUAAUACGGAGAUGUAUAAGAGGAAUAUAUCACAGGACUGCGGUUACUAUAACUUUUUAUAUUAAUGUUCUUGAUUUUUAUUCCAAAGAUUAACGCAGAGCUUCUUUCUUUUUCCUUACCUUCUUAAUUGCUUACUUUUUUUUCUAUUUUUUACAGACCUUUAUGGAAAAGAUUUGUUUGGUGAGUAACGAUAACGAACGGUUUCUUUUUUUUAUUCAUUCAUUCGUUCAUUUCUUUUUCUUAUUUUGGGUUCAAAAUAAAGGUUUUAUUUUGAUUUUUGAUUUUUGUCGUUUGUCGGAUUGAAAUAGAUACUUCUCAAGACACCUAUCAGUUACAUUAAGGGGUGCACCUUUAAACUGAAGAGGAAGUCCUGGAAAUAGGGUUGGGGUGUGCUGCUUUGUAUCUAAAUUGAACUACUAAAAUAAUAUGUGACUUUCCCUGAUUCAAACCUGAACCACUGCUUUCAAGUAGGGAACGACAAAAUUGAAAGGUUCAAAAAAUCUGUAUACUGUCUUCAGUACAUGCAGAGUGUAGGUAUUUAACGUUAUUUAUGUUAUAAACAGCUUCAGAGGCUAAAACCUCAGCUGCACCCCUAUACCCAAACGUGGGUCAAGAAACUCUAGCGGGAGCGUCAGCGUGGCAAACCCGCAGUGAAUAAAAAUUUUUCCACUUUUGGCGGCUUAGCGGCGUUGAUGUUCCUGUACAAUAUUUAACUUUUAAAGUCAUGGCGAAGCUGAUGCUAAAUGAAGAAAAUGAUGAUUGCAGCAUCUCUUUCGGUGUUUGCAGAAAGUUACCGAGAGUACUUCACAACUCCCUACUUUGUGUUCAUUCGAGAUACCCUCAGCUACCUGGCGCUGCUUGGUUUGCAUUUUGCUCUUUGUCUUGAGACCUCAAGCAUCCCGUUCAGCGGUUUAGAGUGGACGAUAAUGGUGUUCUUCUUGGGAAGGAUCUUGAUGGAGAGUCGACAGUUCUUAGGUGUCAAAGAACAUCAGAUGUGUACGCCUGUGACUGCUAAGAAAUCUAAGGGGUCAAAGCGGGAAGAAAAGACUAAAGAGAAGAAUCGAACGGGAUUCACUCAAAUCUGCGGCGAAGAAGAGGAAGAAGAGAAGAAAGAAGAAGGGAAAAAUGAAAAAGAAGCGACGCCAACAAAAGUAGACAUUAUUCUACAUAGAUGCAACAAAUAUUUCAGGUAGCAAACCCUACUUCUUCCAUUAACACAUACCCUGGUCCGACUUUCAAAUCUGAUCAGUACUGUCAAUGUUCGUGUUAGAUAUGGUGUGUUUGAGAAUAUUUUUUUCAAGAGUAAUUUACAAGUGUAGCUAUUGUUUUCAAACUCUAAAACAAUGGCUACAAUAGGUAUCUCUAUUCGGUAGUUGAAUUGUCUUUUAAUACUAAAAGAUAAGAUAAGAUAUUUAUGUUGAGAAUGAAAAACAGAUUGAAAACGAGGAAAAAGAGACCAAAAAAGAAAGAUUAACUGUCAAGAAAUCCUUAUCUUAUAUUUUAAUCCUGUAGUGAUCGAUGGAACAUUUUGGACUUCAUCACCCUUUUGAACUACACGGUGACCUUUCAAUUAAGAGUAGUCACGUGGGCCUUGUCUGAAUCGACCACUGACAAUCGAGUUCUCGUAAUCGCUGGAUAUCUGUACGGUCUUAACACCAUGUUCCUUACUCUUCGAGUUUUUGGCCACGUGUUGGAAACCAUCAAGGGGAUUGGCGACAUUCAGAUCGCUUUGUUUCACAUUUUUGGUGACGUGGUGACCAUCUUCUGGCAGAUUACUGCAACUAUUUUAGCGUUUUCUAUCGCGAUCACAAAAGUGUUUAUGGCAGAAAGAUCAUUCAUUUCUAAAAACAAUGACACCGAAUCGUGAGUACAACAUACAUUUAACAUAAAACACCCUCCAGCAACACACUCCAUAGCCCCCGUAAAAAUGCAGGCAAAGUUCUUUUGGUUUGCAGAAAUUAAAGCAGUUACUUGAUUAACAUCUUUGGUUGGGAAAUGAAGAAAGGGCUGGCGAAAGAGUUCCUUUUCCCAUCUUUUGUUUGCUAUUUUGUCGCGAAAUGUACGCUGUUUUUUCCGAGUAUAACCAUAAGUGUUCGCCGCUUCUUCUCCCACAGUGGGAAACGAGUUUUCAGAUUAUGACUUAACUAUACGUUAGACACUUUAUGAAAAUCAAUUUUCAAAAUAGAACUGUCAGCCAUCUCAGCAAUUGUUGAAGCGCUGUUUCCCCUAUUAAUUGAACUUGAAGAACUUUCUUUUUUAGAGAUCCUAAUAUUGUGUAGAAACCAGCUUUAACAGUUUAUAAUUUCCAAUUUUAGUAUUCUACGUGUUUCAUCAGGUUUCUUACAUCGCUAUAUUAUAAAUUCAGGGUUCGUACACUUCUUCCCAUAUAAAAUUCAAGGACUUUUCAAGGUCUUUGAGGUACCACAAUUUUAAAUUUCGAAGACCUAAUUUAUUACUUUUAACUCACUUUCCAAAUAAACUAUGAAUAUAUUUCGAUAAUAAUGGAUGGGCUUUUGUUCUCCAAAAGGUAACCAUUUGUAUGAAAAUUCAUUGUGAGUCAAUACCUUACUUUCAUUUCCUCAACGCCGAAUUUACUCCGUUUGCUUUAAACUGGUAUUUCCCAAAGUUUUUUGGAGAAUGGAAAAUGGCCCUCAAUUAAAAUUCAAGAUUUUUUAGGACCAAAACGAAUGAAGGAGAAUUUCAACGACUUUCAAGGCCCAAAAAUUCAAGAGUUCUCGAGACACUCACGAACCCUGUCUCUUUUGGAAUGCGAAUCAAAGUUUCAUAGAUCGAACUAACGAGACUACUUGUGUUGACGGUCAAAUACAGUAAGACUUACAGCAGGAAAUAACUGCCGAAUUUUAAUACAGCUAUGUUGUCUCGGCAUACAUUUAAAUUGAAUGGUUACACUUGAUCUUCCCCUCUUGUUCGGUACGUUUUAAGGAGAGAAAACAAAAGAUUGGUAAACUAUAGAUGUAUCAUCACCUUGUUUUUGUUUUACUAUAGUGCCUGCAAAAUGUCCAGUGGGUUAGUUUGGUAAGUAAGUUUUUGAUUCUCCGUCACCGGUAUAUAACAGCACAUGUCAAAAAAGCUAUUUUAUAGUUAUUAUGUUUCACUUACUUUUUCUUUUUAUUGUCAUGGGCGUCUGAUUGAAAUAACCUGGUAAAAGCGUAUGAACUCAUUUUUCUUGGCUUUAAUUUUUUUCAGAAAAAAAUAAGCCACCACCUGGUUCUUCUUAAUUUCUAGCGAUUUAUGGACAUUGAAAUUAUCGUAGAAAGAUCAGAUCGAUUUAGGUUUCUCGGGAAACUGACCACUUACCCCUCCCCUAAGCCAACAUUUUUCCCUAAGUGAGAAGUACGUGCUAAUGUUAGCUUAGGGAAGGCGGGUUAGUUGGGAAGUUUCCCAGAAAACUAAAUUGAUCCGAAAGAUCUCCCUUUACUCAUUUCUCACAAGCUUCUUGGGCCAUCACGAUGCCUUUGUAUAGGGCUGCAAAUUCAAGACCGCGGUGUCGAAAUUCUGGAGCUGUAUGACUGAAUUCACAUAGGAAAAAAAGGUACAAUGAUGGCACCGAACGCGACAGCUUGUAACUCGGCUCCAAAAGUUAACAUUUUGUAAAAUAUUUUUUCGUUAUCAUCCAUCAGUUGGUGGAGCGUGGUGAAGCAUCUUUCUUGGUCUUUUCUUGGAAUAGCGACGCUGGACCGUUUAGAAUCAGUGGAUAGUGCAUCAGCCACUAUCGCGCACUUCCUCUUUGCAGCCUUUCUUAUCAUGGGAGUCAUUCUUCUCGUUAAUAUGAUGAUAGCCCUACUAUCUAACACUUACCAACGAGUGAAGGUAAGGUCGACCGAAGAUCAUCUUUUGAAAUCUUUGAGACAUUUUCUCACACAUUUGUCUUCGAAAGAAAAAUAUUUGUAGUGCACGCAGCAAAAUAGAAAAUGUCGGGCACAUGGUAUCAGCUUGAGAAGGAGACAGAUAUUAUGGGCAGUCGUGCCACUAAUUAUCGGAAGCCAGCGUGGCUGAGUGGUUACCAGAGUCACCAGGUCCGAAAGAUACCCUUUCACUAAUCUUUCCGAGUAAAAGGAGUUCUACAGUCCUCGUUUAACUCAGCGUCUCGAUUUCAACUCCUCCUCUAACCAAGAUUAGACUACGAGCAGUCUCUCUUUUUCUUCAGAUUUAGCAAGAGGAGUGCUCACGCGAGAAACGAGGGCGAGCCCGAGAAGAAAAAAUAGCGAAUGCUUCCAUAGCCAGCGCACAUGAAUUAUACGUUGCCCUCACUUUUUUCGCGCCUCUCCCGUUUCGUGCCUUCCACAACGCGUGUGAUCAUUUUCGUGUCUCACGCGUUUCAGUAGACGGACUAAGAAAAAAGAGAGACUGCUAAAGAUGGGAUAUGAGUUCUAUUAUGUCCUAAUUCAGCUAAUUGUAUUGUCUCCAUGAUUAUUUGUGCGCAGUAUCUAUAAACUAGUUGAGAAAUAAAUGUACGUAUAUAAUCAGUACGUAAUUUUUAUACCGUUAAGCAUUUGUUGGUGAGUAAAUCAUUUCUUUGUUAUUUGGCGUAAAUUGAAGUUUUAUAUCCUUCUUUGAAUGAACAUAGUAUACCUUUUGUAGGAUGAAUGUAAGAUGACCGUUUGUUCUUAGCUUUAUUCUACAUGCUGCAGGAUUCGCUUGUGGUGAAAUCUACCGUAAUGUGUUAAAAUUAUACUUUGAAGUUCAAGAUUUCUUUUAAGAUAGCAGCUAAUUAAGAUAAUCUUUUUCUCGUUUUUAAGGAUAACCCAUGAAAGAAUGGUCGUUCAAGAAAGCCAUUACCAUCCAUACAUACAGGGGCAUAUCAUUAUCCAAUACCAAAGCCCUUUAACCUUAUAUCUAAUUCAUUUCUGUGGAUAAAAACGGUUGUACCUUCUCUGUUCGAGCAGCUGCUGCGACGGACGACAGGAUAAUAACAGUUUCAGUAGUCGAGUGAGUAACUUUUAACUAAGAGUGUACCGUCCAUUUAUAUAAAUCCAUCAGUAAAAAAUUUUGUGCAUGUACAUUAAACUACAAAAUUUGACGUGGUGGUAGAACGACCCGUUACGAAGUCUAUCCAAAUCAGCUGAAUAGAGUCCGAACAAAUUGGUAAAAUUACAUCGUCUCAACCUAGAGUCCAUUAUUAUCUGGAGCUUCCCAAACUGAAUGGCCGAACCAUUUAACUUUCCGGAAUUUCAGGUUACCUAUGUAAAUGGCAGUACCCUAGGACACCAUAGAAGGAAUGCGUUAGAUCAACGGGGUGCCAAACACCUUUAUUGCCUAAUAGACCAAAAAAUGAUAUUCAAUCAGAACUAGCUAACCCUAAAUUCUGCCUGUAAAAUAUUUAUUUUGUAUCCUUUAGGCGUUUUGAGGCUUUUUGUAAAGCAGUUUGGCCUACUUACCUUUGGGCAGCUAGACUUGGUUAUUUAUUUAUUCAUUUGGAUUCUCUAACUCUAGCUUAUUCAUUUUUAGAAUUUCCCGAAAAAAGGAAAGGCUUUGAAUGAAGUUGUGGAAAAACUACAAAAAUGA